GUUUUCAUUUUUUAAUACAGGCAACUUAGGGUAGUAACAGGUGAAUGGUUCUUUGAAGAGAGAGCAAAACGCUUCAAGCAGUCCAAGCUCCUUGGAACUGAUAUUGUUCGGCAGUCUAUUCUUCGCAAAGCUCCAGAUUCUUCCUCUGAACUCUUAGAAGGCAGAUCCAAAUAUCAUUCUCCAAAAACCUUAGAAGAUACAUCAAAGCAAGAUAUGUUAGCUUCACUUACAAGUGGGACAAAAUUAGUUCUCACUGGGCCUAGGAAAAUAGGAAAGGUUCUUAAGGCAGUCACCAAAGAAGUUGUAAAUAUGAAAGCAGAAGAUGGUAAAAGCAUUAGCACAGACUCUGAUGUCCAAAGUGACCACAUUGCCAAUUGGGAGAACUCUUAUUCCUCAGAUAUUCAUGUUCUUGGAGACAUAACAGACAACAUGAAAAAGGCCGAAAGCCAAAGCAAUGUUUCCACUCCACACUAUCCAAGGUCACCAGCACUGAGUGCCCGCAGCAUGACUAUUGACUAUGGCCGGGAUUCUGAAUUAGAAAACAACAUUGUUAUGUCUAUCAGUGAAAGUAUCCCUGCAGAUUUGUCAAAAAGGCAUCGUAGGAAAGGAUCUAGAACACCUUCUGUGGCAAUUUCUAGGACAUCUUUAUCAUCUGAUCGUAGUAGAUCAGAGAGAGAUCUCAGCGGAUCCUUUUCAGAAGGAAAUGAAGAUACUUUAAGCUUAAGAAGUAAAUCUGUACCUGGAGCACUGGACCAUGAUGUGGACUACCUGAAUGAAGCAGAAGAGGAUAUGGAUGACAUUAUAGCCUCUGGCUCUUCAAAAAGGCAAAGUAAUUUGGCAAGUGGAUUUUCCAUAAAUUCUCCUUCAAAUUCUGAAAGGAAAUGGAACUACUUAAAUGUUCCAGAAGCAGAUGGUGAUACUACCAGCAUUAACAGUAUGAUGAGUGUUUACAGUGAAACUGGGGACUAUGGCAACGUGAAUAUUAGUGGUGAAAUUUGUCUGCAAAUCAACUAUAGCUAUAAAACAGGAGCCCUUAACAUACUUGUAAAAAAAUGCAAGAACUUGGCCAUUGCUGAUGAAAAGAAACAAAGAACAGAUCCUUAUGUCAAAGCGUAUCUUCUGCCAGACAAGUCUCGCCAGAGCAAAAGGAAGACAAAAAUCAAAAGUAAUAGCACUGAUCCUGAAUUCAAUGAAAUGCUUAAGUAUGUCAUUAGCCACACGCAGCUUGAGACUCGCACUCUGCAACUUUCUGUCUGGCAUUAUGACAGAUUUGGGCGUAACAGCUUUCUGGGAGAAGUAGAGAUUCCCUUGGACUCAUGGAACUUUGAAAAUCAAGCUGAUGAAUGGUUCAUGCUUCAGCCGAAGAUGGAAAUUGCCACUGAUAUUGGGCUGCAGUACAAAGGAGAAUUAAUUGUUGCUUUACGGUACACUCCACCUGAGAGGAACCUAACGCUUCCCCUAGGAGAGAUUCAAGGAAAGAAGAGUUCAAAGAAAGAAAAAAAGGCAACCUCCCAAAUACCAUCAGGAGGCAUAUUGGAAAUUGUCAUCAAGGAAGCCAAGAAUUUAAUGGCGGUGAAAUCAGGAGGCACUUCAGAUACGUUUGUGAAAGGAUAUUUGCUUCCUGACAACAACAAAUCUUCAAAGCAUAAAACCCAUGUAAUAAAAAAGAGUGUGAAUCCCCAUUGGAAUCAUACAUUCACUUUUAGUGGCUUGAACCCUAGAGAUAUACACAAUGUCUGUGUAGAACUUACUGUUUGGGACAAGGAGUCUCUCGCCAGCAAUAUUUUCCUGGGAGGUGUUCGCUUGAGUAUUGGAAGUGGUAUAAGCAAUGGCAAAGAAGUUGACUGGAUGGAUUCUCAAGGAGAAGAGCGACUUCUUUGGCAGAGAAUGAUUGAUUGUCCUGGAGAUUCUGUAGAAGGUGUAUUAAUGCUGAGAUCCAGCAUGGGGAAACGCAGACUCUGAGGAGUAUGGUUUGCAUAACACUGACAUUACAGUAGUGUGAUUUUAAAUUGUAAUAAGAUGUAAUGGAGACUGGUCUCCUGUCAUGAUUUGCACAUAUAAACAUAAGGAAGUUUA
Molecule: messenger RNA, 2076 nt
Organism: Crotalus tigris (Tiger rattlesnake)
Lineage: Eukaryota; Metazoa; Chordata; Lepidosauria; Squamata; Viperidae
Product: synaptotagmin-like protein 5
Exons: 15
Coding region: 214-1962 (582 amino acids)
Biological process (GO): exocytosis
Cellular component (GO): plasma membrane; exocytic vesicle
Molecular function (GO): phospholipid binding; neurexin family protein binding
Source: RefSeq, a predicted model, not a curated record